This is a messenger RNA of Colletotrichum truncatum, 1008 nucleotides long. RefSeq names its product beta-lactamase domain protein. NCBI's taxonomy places the organism in Eukaryota, Fungi, Ascomycota, Sordariomycetes, Glomerellales, Glomerellaceae. The record is from RefSeq and is a predicted model, not a curated record.
AUGUACGUCCGCAACCCUCGUGGUCUGCUUGUGAGCGGCCUUACACUCUUCUCUGCGGCCGCCAAUGCGCAGAUUGCCACUCUGGAUCAAUUCUUCAACAAGACCACUUUCCCUAAUGAACAGACGGAAAACGUCACCAAAUACCUGAACGCAGCGGCCGACCUGGCCAAGACCUCCUUCUCCAUCUACCAGUACUACCAGGACUUCUGCAUCACUCAGCAGGUGUACCCUCCUCUCUUCCAGUUCCCCGCGGGAUUUGUCGACCCGUUCACUCCUUUUGACCGCCUCAUCUUCGUUGGCCACGCCUUCGUGUCCGCUUGGGCUUACGACACUGGCGACGGACUUGUGCUCAUCGACGCCCUCGACAACCCUGAAGAGAUUGAUGCAAUUCUCAUCCCUGGACUUGAGAAGUUCGGUUACAAGGGCUCUGACAUCAAGCAUUGCAUCAUUACCCAUGAGCACGUCGACCACUAUGGCGGCGCUAAGCACCUGAAGGACACCUACAACACCACACUCUGGGCUGCUGAUGCCGCGUGGACGAGCAUGGCCAACAUCACCUCUUCUCCCACACCGCCGUCCAAGGACCAGGUUAUCACCGACAACCAAGAGCUGACUUUCGGAAAUGUUACUACCACCGCCGUUCUUACCCCUGGCCACACCCCCGGAACUGUGUCUCUCAUCUUCCCCGUCUUUGACAAGGGCGUGCCUCACAUCGCUGGCAUGAACGGAGGCACCGGAAUCCCCCGUACCAAGGUCGAGAGAGAGCAGAAGAUUGUUUCCCAGAACCACUUUGCCGAUGUCGCCAGAGCGAAGGGUGUUGACACGCUCAUUUCGAACCACCAGAUCGCUGACCACUCUCUGUACCACGCCGACGUGCUCGCGCACCAGGCCCCUGAGACUCCUAACCCUUUUAUUAUCGGUGUUCAAGAGUUUGAGAACUACAUGCGAAUCAACGCGCUCUGCACCAAUGUUCUUGCUGCCAGACAAGGAAUGUUCUUGGAUGUUUAG